Molecule: messenger RNA, 627 nt
Organism: Dracunculus medinensis (Guinea worm)
Lineage: Eukaryota; Metazoa; Nematoda; Chromadorea; Rhabditida; Dracunculidae
Source: the annotation of a GenBank genome assembly
AUGGUUGUCAAGUUUACUUCAGCUGUCGUCACUCCUCCGGCAUUAAUAUAUAUGGGAGUUGAUAAACAUGAAAAUGAAUCUCUCAUAAGAUGGGGUUGGCCAGAAGAUGUUUGGUUUCACGUUGAUAAACUUUCAUCAGCGCAUGUAUACUUAAGGUUAUCGCCUAAUAUGACAAUAGACACUAUUCCUACUGAAUUAUUGGAAGAUUGCGCACAACUGGUUAAAGCAAAUAGUAUUCAAGGUCAUAAAACGAACUCAGUGGAUGUCAUAUAUACUCCAUGGGAAAAUUUAUUGAAAACAGGAGAUAUGGUGACUGGACAAGUUGGAUUCAAAGACGAUAAGAAAGUACUUAAAAUUAAAUCUGUAAAACGAAUAAAUGCAAUUGUGAAUCGAUUGAAUAAAACUGAAAAACGAGAAGAUAUUGACUAUCGAAAGGAAAGAGAGGACCGUGAUGCGAGGGAAAGGCAGAUUUCUAAGGAGCAGGAACGACAAAAGAAAAAAGAAUAUAUGGAAGAGUUGCAGCAGCGAGAAAAUGAACGGAGAAUUCAUUCAUAUGAAGAUGUAUUUACCGAAGAAAAUCUGCGUGCUAAUAUGGAUCAAGGAAAUGAUUCUGAUGAUUUUAUGUGA